AUGCAACUCGUCAAAAAUCCAAUUGCUGACCCUAAGGUUUCCGAAGACCAAAUCAUGCCUUCUGCCACCACCAACGGUGCCAAUGGCAUUUCUCCUCAGGCGCCGCAGGGAGCGUCAGCCAACGACAACAUCCGCCGAUUUGCUGCUCCCAGCCGACCGUUAAGUCCUCGUGCUGAACACACUCUUUUCCACGACAAGACGAGAUGUUUUGUCUACGGUCUCCAGCCACGAGCCGUGCAGGGCAUGCUCGACUUCGACUUUAUCUGCAAGCGCAAAACACCUUCCGUUGCGGGUAUCAUCUACACAUUCGGCGGUCAAUUCGUCAGCAAGAUGUACUGGGGGACCAGUGAGACUCUCCUUCCAGUCUACCAAGACGUAGAGAAGGCAAUGUCCAAGCACAGCGAUGUUGAUACCAUUGUCAAUUUCGCCUCCUCCCGAAGUGUCUACAGCUCUACUAUGGAGCUCAUGAACUUCCCACAAAUCAAGUCAAUUGCUAUUAUUGCAGAGGGUGUGCCAGAGAGGCGUGCCCGCGAAAUUCUCCAUGUGGCAGCAAAGAAGGGCAUCACCAUCAUUGGUCCUGCCACUGUUGGUGGAAUCAAGCCUGGAUCUUUCAAGAUCGGUAACACUGGUGGUAUGAUGGACAACAUCGUGGCUUCCAAGCUUUACCGAAAAGGUUCCGUCGGAUACGUCUCCAAGUCUGGUGGUAUGUCCAACGAGUUGAACAACAUCAUCGCCAACACAACCGACGGUGUAUACGAGGGUGUCGCCAUCGGUGGAGAUAGAUAUCCAAGCACAACAUUCAUCGACCAUCUUCUCAGAUACCAAGCUGAUCCCGAAUGCAAAAUAUUGCUCCUUUUGGGAGAGGUUGGAGGAGUCGAGGAAUACCGUGUGAUUGAAGCUGUCAAAUCUGGAAAGAUUACCAAGCCAAUCGUCGCAUGGGCAAUCGGAACUUGCGCAAGCAUGUUCAAGACUGAGGUGCAGUUCGGUCACGCUGGUUCUUUCGCAAACUCUCAGCUCGAGACCGCCGCUGUCAAGAACAAGUCCAUGAAAGAUGCUGGCUUCUACGUCCCAGAAACUUUCGAAGACAUGCCAGCACUCCUUAGCCAGGUUUACCAGAAGUUGGUCAAGGACGGAACCAUCAAGCCGCAACCAGAGCCAGUUGUUCCCAAGAUCCCAAUCGAUUACUCUUGGGCUCAGGAGCUCGGUCUUAUUCGAAAACCUGCCGCUUUCAUCUCUACUAUUUCUGAUGACCGUGGACAGGAACUCCUCUACGCUGGUAUGCCAAUCUCUGAUGUCUUCAAAGAGGAUAUUGGAAUUGGUGGUGUUAUGUCUCUCUUGUGGUUCCGUCGUCGUCUCCCAGACUACGCUAGCAAGUUUUUGGAGAUGGUUCUCAUGUUGACUGCCGAUCACGGCCCAGCUGUGUCUGGUGCCAUGAACACCAUCAUCACAACCAGAGCAGGAAAGGAUUUGAUCAGUGCUCUCGUGUCUGGCCUUUUGACCAUUGGUUCUCGUUUCGGUGGAGCUCUUGAUGGAGCUGCGGAUGAGUUCACCAAGGCAUUCGACAAGGGACUGAGCCCACGUGAUUUCGUUGACACCAUGCGCAAGCAGAACAAGCUCAUUCCAGGUAUUGGCCACAAGGUCAAGUCCCGAAACAACCCCGAUCUCCGUGUGGAGCUUGUCAAGGAGUUCGUCCAGAAGCGUUUCCCAAGCUGCAAGAUGCUUGACUACGCUCUUGCCGUGGAAUCUGUUACCACCUCUAAGAAGGACAACUUGAUCUUGAACGUUGAUGGUGCUGUUGCCGUCUGCUUCGUUGAUCUUAUGCGCAACUGCGGUGCCUUCUCCGCCGAAGAGGCUGAGGACUACCUUCAAAUGGGUGUCUUGAACGGCCUUUUCGUGCUGGGUCGUUCCAUUGGUCUGAUUGCCCAUUACCUCGACCAGAAGAGACUUCGAACUGGUCUCUACAGACAUCCUUGGGAUGAUAUCACCUAUCUCCUUCCAUCUUUGUCAACGGGUGCGCCUGGUGCUGAAGGACGUGUUGAGGUUCAGAUGUAG
This is a messenger RNA of Glarea lozoyensis ATCC 20868, 2052 nucleotides long. Its product is annotated as Citrate synthase. Gene Ontology annotation, cellular component: cytosol. Lineage: Eukaryota; Fungi; Ascomycota; Leotiomycetes; Helotiales; Helotiaceae. The transcript has 2 exons. Gene Ontology annotation, molecular function: ATP citrate synthase activity. Bases 1 to 2052 code for a protein of 683 amino acids. Gene Ontology annotation, biological process: acetyl-CoA biosynthetic process; fatty acid biosynthetic process; tricarboxylic acid cycle. The record is from RefSeq and is a predicted model, not a curated record.